AUGUGUCUUAUUAAGGAUCUCAAACCGUUCCGAGAUGAAUGGCGUCUCACUCUGAAACUGCUUCAUUCCUGGAAACAAAUCACCAGCUAUGGAGGAGAUACUCUUGAGUGCGUCCUGGUUGACCAAACUGGUGCUAAAAUCCAAGCAUCAUGCAAGAGAUCUCAAAUAACUCGUGUUCAACGUUACCUACGUGUUGGUGAAUGGAAGGUCAUUGACACCGUGAAAAUAACUGGGGUAGGAGUGGGUCAAUAUCGACCUACGACGCAGCAGUACAAGAUGACAAUCAUAGGAGACACAGCAAUAACCCCUUCUGAUUAUCGGAAUGAUAAUCACUUCCUUAAUCUGGCUAACUACGACGAGAUUGGUAAUGGAAAGCUGAAACCCCAUUUUCUAAUUGAUAUCAUGGGACAGGUUACUGAUCUUGGACCAGUAGCUAUGGUCCAAGCUAAGGAAAAUGACACAAAAAGAGUUCAUUUCCGUUUGCGUGAUACAAGUGGUCAUGAAGUGGCAUGUUGCUUAUGGGGAAAAUAUGCUGAGCAAUUUGAAUGGGUGGAAGAAGCUAAUGAUGAAAGUAUUAUAUGCUUGAUAAGGUUUGCAAAAAUCAGCGAAAACAGAGGAGAAAAACAAAUAACCAAUGCAUUUGAUGCUUCACUUGUGUUUCUCAAUCCAACAAUGGAGGAAGCUAUCGAUUUUAAACAGAAGAUGUUGAAUGAUCCUCUUCCCCUAGCUAUUUUGGAUCAAAGUAAUGAAAAGAAGAUAAUCACAAGGGUUGCUCACGAUUGGAAUGAGGUAGACGUGAGAUGUAUUUCUGAGAUUUUACAGAGUUUUGAGGUUGACAGUUGCAAGAUCAUUUGUUCAAUUGAAACCAUUGACACAGACUGGAGUUGGUUCUAUUUUGGGUGUAAGAGACACAAUCUACGUCUUACUAAGAUUGGUAGGAAAUCUACUGAUAGGUCUUCAAACGAAGAUGACAGUGAAAUCAAGAUGGUGCUUGAUUGCGUCGAUGUAGCCUUCACGACAUGGUCGUACAGUAGAAAGAUAGUCACCUUAUAUUGUGACGUUAACAUCCAAUCCGCACCUCGAAAAUUCGUCGAAACGAAUUCCGCUGCAUUUUCAGGCCCCAAAGGGACCGCUCCACAAGAUAGCAAGACGGUUAUAUAUAUGGACAAACACCCCCAUAAGGUUGGAGGGAAAGCACUCCUUAAAAAGGAAGCAAAGGAUGAUGAUGAUGGUCCCGGUGAACCCACCGGUAAAUGA
This is a messenger RNA of Brassica napus (rape), 1257 nucleotides long. Its product is annotated as replication protein A 70 kDa DNA-binding subunit A-like. The record is from RefSeq and is a predicted model, not a curated record. NCBI's taxonomy places the organism in Eukaryota, Viridiplantae, Streptophyta, Magnoliopsida, Brassicales, Brassicaceae. The transcript has 8 exons. Bases 1 to 1257 code for a protein of 418 amino acids.